Callorhinchus milii (elephant shark) is the source of this 2592-nucleotide messenger RNA. RefSeq names its product SLIT and NTRK-like protein 5. Gene Ontology annotation, biological process: positive regulation of synapse assembly; regulation of presynapse assembly; axonogenesis. Gene Ontology annotation, molecular function: protein binding. Bases 1 to 2592 code for a protein of 863 amino acids. NCBI's taxonomy places the organism in Eukaryota, Metazoa, Chordata, Chondrichthyes, Chimaeriformes, Callorhinchidae. The transcript has a single exon. Gene Ontology annotation, cellular component: membrane. The record is from RefSeq and is a predicted model, not a curated record.
AUGUACGUGUGGGUAACGCAAACCGUGGCAUUCGCUUCCUUCGCCCUCGUCUGGGCUGAGAGCAUCGACAGCUACGGAGACGUUUGCGAGAGCCUCUGCUCUUGCGAGGACAGGGACGAGGUGCUGAUCGUCGGUUGCGAAAACAGAGAGAUCGCCAGCCUCGUGCAGAUCAGCCCUCCGCACUUCCCCGUCUAUCACUUGUUCCUCACCGGGAAUCUGCUGAGCAGGUUGUACCCGAACGAGUUGCUGAAUUUCACCGGCGUCUCCAUCCUGCAUCUGGGCAACAACCGCAUCCAGGAGAUCGAGGCGGGAGCUUUUCACGGGCUGAGAGGCUUGAGGAGGUUACACCUGAACAACAACAAACUGGAAGGGGUGAGGGACGACACUUUUGCGGGGCUGGAGAACUUGGAAUACCUCCAGGUAGAUUACAACUACAUCAGCUGGAUCGAAGCCGGCACUUUCAGCAAACUGCACAUGCUGCAGGUGUUGAUCUUGAACGACAACCUGCUCGGCAGCUUGUCCAGCAACGUUUUCAGAUACGUCCCCCUCACUCACCUCGACCUGCGGGGCAACCGGCUCAAGAUGUUGCCCUACGCGGGCCUUUUGGAGCACAUGGACCGGGUGGUGGAACUGCAGUUGGAGGAAAACCCCUGGAACUGCAGCUGCGAUCUGAUCGCCCUCAAGGCUUGGCUGGAGAGCAUCGCCUACACGGCUCUGGUCGGGGAGGUGGUCUGCGAGACACCUUUCCGCCUGCACGGCAGAGACCUGGAUGAGGUCUCCAAGCAAGAAUUGUGCCCCAGGAGAACGAGCACCGACUCCGAUUGGAAACCUAUGCCACCUUUGACCACACAUGGGUAUUUUUACACCACUCCGGCCCCGGCCACUUCCAUCAUCACCUUCUCGCCCAAGUCUCCGGCGAGAGCCCCUAAAAGCACUCGCCUCCCCAAACGUCCGAUCUCCAGAGGCCCCACCGCAAAGGAAGGAUACAACUACGGACCCAUCAUCGCCUAUCAGACCAAAUCCCCUGUGCCUUUAGUCUGUCCCCGGCAAUGCACGUGUAACCUGCAGAUCUCGGAUCUGGGGCUCAACGUCAAUUGCCAGGAGAAGAAGAUCGAGAGAGUAACCGAGCUGGAGCCAAAGCCCUACAACCCCAAAAAGAUGUACCUCACAGGAAACCACAUCCAGAUCGUCCGCAGAUCCGAUUUUAUCGAUUCCACGGGAUUAGACUUGCUGCACCUCGGCCACAACAAGAUAGCCACCAUCCAAGAUCGCGCUUUCGUGAAUCUGACGAACCUGCGCCGACUUUACCUGAAUGGAAACUGCAUCGACAGACUGACCUCCGAGAUAUUUUACGGUCUGCGGAAUCUGCAAUACCUGUACCUCGAGUACAACGCCAUUAAAGACAUCGCGCUCGGCACCUUCAAGGUGGUGCCCAACCUGCAGUUGCUCUUUUUGAACAGCAAUCUGCUCCGUUCUUUUCCCGCCGACGUCUUUUCGGGCUUGAAUCUGACCAGGAUUAACCUGAGGAAUAACCGUUUCACCUCCCUGCCCGUGGUGGGGGUCUUAGAGCACCUGAAGUUCCUUAUACAGAUAGACCUGUACGAAAACCCCUGGGAUUGCAGGUGCAACAUAGUGGGGAUGAAGCAUUGGUUGGAGAAACUCAACACUGGCGCAGUCAUCAACGAUGUGAUCUGCCAGUCGCCAAAGAAGUUCACAGGGGAGGACGUGAGAGCGAUUGCAUCGGAUCUUAUUUGUCCCGAUUACUCUGACAUCGUUGUAACUACCCCCUCACCCACUGCUGUCCCGACCCCGGAGCCCACCAGCAGCAGCACCACCCCGCCCCCACUGCAGGUCAGAGCAGAGACCAGCUCCGUGCCUCUCUCCGUCCUCAUCCUCAGUUUGCUUUUGGUUUUCAUCACCUCUGUGUUUGUGGCCGCGGGUCUGUUCGUGGUCGUGAUGAAAAGGCGCAAAAAAGCACAGAGCGAUCGCACCAGCACCAACAAUUCCGACGUGAGCUCCUUCAAUCUGCACUAUGGCGUUUACAGCCACAGGUCAACCCCCAAAGCCAAGAGUCCUGCCAGCCACGUGUACGAGUUCAUCCCCCAUCCUUUGGGACACAUGUGCAAGAAUCCCAUCUACAGAUCCAGGGAGGGCAAUUCAGUGGAUGACUACAGGGAUCUACACGAGCUGAAAGUUACCUACAGAAACCACAUAGAUGAGGAACGAGAAAACCAGCUGAGAAGCCCCACAUACAGCAUCAGCACUAUUGAGCCGCGAGAGGACAUCUCUCCAAUGCAAGAAGUAGAGCAUUUCUACCGUGGGAUUUUAGAACCUGAGAAUGAAUCACCCAAUGGGAACAACAUUGACUAUAACUAUGGUAGUCCACCAAGCUAUCAUUAUUCGCCUAACUAUGAAGUUAGGCGCCAGUAUCUACAUCCAGAAAGGUUGAGGGAGCCGGUGCUCUAUGGUGCCCCCAGUAAUGUAUAUAUUGAGCAAAGUAGAAAUGACUAUCUGGAACUUAAAGCAAAACUUCACGCUGAGCCGGACUACCUCGAAGUUCUUGAAAAACAGACAACGUGUAGUCAGUUCUGA